AGGGUAUAAAAUCAGCGAGUAUUGCAAAGUCCAAAUCCUCUCUCUUCUCUUUCAAAACCUUCUUCGCUGUAUUACCUCCCAAAAUAUUUACUCUUUUUUUGUCAUUUGAACCCAAAAAUGGCGAAGAAACCCAAAGAACCAUGCAACAAAGCGAACGGCAAUAAUGUUUCCAGUUCAGGUUCAUCCGAUGUUUUCAAGACCCUCUUUGGAGAUAUCCCAGAACAAAGCACCACCUCUUCAAUCUUCUCUACCGAUAACCCGUUCCGAAGAAAACCUUUUGACCGUUCUGAGACACCCACUCAACAAAAAUUAGGGUCACGGCUUGAUUCAGCUGAAGUUGUUGAAAACCCUAAGAGUGGCGAUUCUGACAAACCUAAUUCAGUUGAGCUGAAGAAGAGAAAAAAGGAUGCAGAGCAAAGGCCUUAUCUUAACUCGGAUUCUGUUGGUGAAGCUUCGGAAAUUCAUUUGGAGAGUAAGAAAUCGAAGAAAGCCAAGCCCGAAUACCCUGGUUUCGAUUCCAAAUUGAGGGCAGGGAAAAAGGGGCGAAAUGCUGUUUUGGGUUCUGACUCAAAGGAAUUUUCGGUGAAAGGGAAAGGAAAGAAGGGAGAUUUUGGUAUGAAGUCGAAGGGAAUGUCCUAUAAAGAGGAAAAGGCAAGCCUCGAUGUGGUUAUUGAAUCGGAGGAUUAUUCGGGAAAAGGCGAAGGAGAAAACCCGAAUGUGGCUAUGGAAUUGAAUGGGACGGUGAAUUUGGAUAGCGAGAGAAAAGGUAAGAAGAAAAAGAAGAGGAAGCGGGAUGAGGUAGAGGCGGAGUAUGAGUCGAAGCGGUAUGGGGUGGUGGCAGUGCAAGACGGAGGCGAAGAGGGGAAUUUGGGAGGGGUAGGUGUUGGGAAGAAGAGGAAAAAGUUGGAUAAUCCAGAGGAUAUGAUGGUUUCAAAGGAAGGAUUUGAUGAUGAGGGAAAGCUUUUGAGGACUGUGUUUGUUGGGAAUUUGCCAUUGAAGGUGAAGAAGAAGGCACUCUUGAAGGAAUUUAGCAAGUUUGGAGAGGUCGAAUCUGUGAGAAUUCGGUCCAUUCCAUUAAUAGAUACCAAAGUUCCAAGGAAGGGUGCUAUAAUCAACAAGAAAAUCAAUGAUGCUGCUGACAGUGUUCAUGCUUACAUUGUUUUCAAAACAGAGGAACAUGCUCAUGCUUCUUUGGCCCAUAAUAUGGCAGUGGUUGGAGGAAAUCACAUGCGUGUGGACAGGGCGUGCCCACCACGUAAGAAGCUGAAGGGAGAUGAUACUCCACUGUAUGAUAACAAAAAGACUGUUUUUGUUGGCAACCUCCCAUUUGAUGUGAAGACAGAAGAGAUAUAUGAGUUGUUUUCUGGUAUCAAUGGUCUGGAAUCCAACAUUGAGGCCAUUCGGGUUAUCAGAGAUCCUAAUACGAAUGUUGGAAAGGGCAUUGCUUAUGUCUUGUUCAAGACAAGGGAUGCUGCAAACUUGGUCAUCAGAAAACGGAACUUGAAGCUCCGGGAUCGUGAGUUGAGGCUCUAUCAUGCCAAAUCAAACUCCACACCAUCUAAGAGGAAAAACUCAUCACUGGAGGAGGCAAAUAAUACUCCAACGAAGAAGUUUGCACCGAAUUCUAGUACUCCAGACGGUAGCAAUAAGGUGAAAUCUAGGGCUGACAUCUCUUACCAGGGUCUGCGCGCAACCAAAUCUGGUGUGCAGAAGAAAUUCCAUCCAAAGAUCAUUGAGCCAGUGAACUUAAAAACCAAGGCUCAGCAAGUGCAGAAGCCCAAAGAACGCAAGCAAAAAAGACCAGCAGUUGCUGCCAGAAAGGUAAAUGUGCUGAAGGGUAGUGGAGCAUUGAAACAAGCCGGGACAAAACGCAAGCUGGAUAACCGAACUCCUGAUAGUGCCCGUCGAAACAAAAAAACCAGGAAAUUCAGGUAGGAUUUACACUGUAAAAUUCAAUGAGCUAAACAUAGCUCAUUUAAGUGUUUUCAUUUGUAUACUAUAUACUUGGACUAUGCAAAGUUGUUUAUUCAUUGGACCCAUGUGAAAAUUCAUGCUUUAUGCCAUGUUAUUAUCUUCUUUUGCCUGGAUAUUUUCUUCUUGUUUUUGUACUUUCUAUGACUUGA
Ilex paraguariensis (yerba mate) is the source of this 2123-nucleotide messenger RNA. NCBI's taxonomy places the organism in Eukaryota, Viridiplantae, Streptophyta, Magnoliopsida, Aquifoliales, Aquifoliaceae. The record is from the annotation of a GenBank genome assembly.